Molecule: messenger RNA, 2613 nt
Organism: Pichia membranifaciens NRRL Y-2026
Lineage: Eukaryota; Fungi; Ascomycota; Pichiomycetes; Pichiales; Pichiaceae
Exons: 1
Coding region: 1-2613 (870 amino acids)
Biological process (GO): regulation of transcription by RNA polymerase II
Molecular function (GO): zinc ion binding; DNA-binding transcription factor activity, RNA polymerase II-specific
Source: RefSeq, a predicted model, not a curated record
AUGUGUUCAGAACUGGACUCAGAACUGAAAGCGCACUUGGUGCGUAUAGAAGUGCAGGAAACAGAAUCCCAACAUGUAUCGUCCGAUGAAUUCCGAAGAGAAAUUGCAGUGCUAGCCGAAGCUGAAGAUAGGAGUAAGGAGGAAGGGGAAGGGACUAAAAGCAUGAAGAAGAAGGAAGAAGAUUACGAGGAGGAGGAUGAAGAAGAAGCAGAUGAGGAAGAAGAAGAAGAAGAAGAAGAAGAAGAAGAAGAAGAAGAAGAAGAAGAAGAAGAAGAGGAAGAAGAAGAAGAGGAAGAAGAAGAGGAAGAGGAAGAGGAAGAGGAAGAGGAAGAGGAAGAGGAAGAGGAAGAGGAAGAGGAGGAUGACGAAGGAUCUCAAAGUAGUGGUAGCAACAGAAACAAAAGUUCUCGUGCUGAGGGUGAGUUGGGCUUCAAGAAGUUCAGACGGAAACACAAGAAUUCAAAGAGCGGAUGUGCCAACUGCAAGCAACGAAAGAUUAAAUGCGAUGAAAAGCUUCCAAUCUGCACGUUCUGCAAGAAGCGAAACAUCCAGUGUUCCUAUCUGACAAUGACCCCGUUUCAGAUUCACAAAAUCGUAUGCUCUCAAACUUCAAACAAGAAAACCCAUCUCAUAGCAGAAGACAGCACCGAUAGCAUAGAUGGAGACGAUAGUGCAUUUUUUGAGGAAGGCGAUGUAUUGCGGCAACCCACACCUUCAUCCCUGUCGGAGGAUAGCAGAGAGCCGACGCCGGACCCACCGCCGGUCGGAUUCCAGUACCAGCCCAUCAGAGAGAUAAGCUUGGGGAACGAUGGGUCUCCGAUCAACAGUGCGGUAUAUCACGCGUACAAGAUCGAAGGAGUGAUGUUACCGACUUCGAUGGGGAGUCAGUUAAUAUACGACACGUUUGAGACCAACCAGUACGUGCCAUUGCGGACGAAGUACCAGCAGGCGAAGCAUGAGCUGGUAGCUGGUGGCGGAGGAAGCAGUGGCGAUGUGACAAAGCCAAAGCCGCUAUAUUCAAACUUCCGAAUAUCGAAGCGGAUUUUCCCAUUGAGGUCACCUGCUGUGGUGGACGCGUUGGAGGAGUAUGCGGAGCAAUCAUUGGCAGUGAACAAGCUUUUGCACAAGCAAGAUUUUGAAGGGAUUCGACGGCUCUUGAAGGGCAAGAGCAUUGACAGCUACCUCCAAACAGACACGAUCUGGAUUCUGUCUGUGGUGCAAAUCUUCAAGAGAUUGUUGAGGAAGUCAAUGAUUUUACUUGCGAUGGACUACUACAAGAACGUUCUUUUGAAACAAAGCCUUCUCCCCGCAGUGAACUACAAGGUGAAGCUGUCGAUCUCGUGCAAGUGCGAGAACGAGUCUGUGGUGUUUAUCGACGACAUCACGAACAUCAUCAAGUGCGAGUACAUUCCGUUUUUCCGGGACUUUUCGUUGGCUGGGGUGAACCUCUUUGCCGGGUGUUUCUGGGUGUUGAACGAGUGCCUGGUGUACCACUUCAAGAACGGACUCAAGUACGACCUGAACUACGAGGAAGGGAACAACGCAAUCAAGCUUCUUGGGAUUUUCUCGACAGGGUUCUACAGCAUCGUGAUGGAGAGGACCCGGGUGGACCUCACGAUCACAGGCUCGAACAUCAUCUCGUCGCACUUGACGUCGCAUUUCAAGAAGAUGCUCAUCCGCAACAACAGCGUGGAUGUGUUUGAGGAGAUGAAGAAGGCGCUCGACAAGCUUGGGAACACGUUCAUCAACAACGUCGACUACGAGAACCUCCGGCUUUUCUACGAGGAGCACGCCCGCCUGCUGCGGGCAAACGUGCACGAACACUCGCUGCUAGGGUUCAACAACGGGUACAUUGUGCGCCUGCUCAACUCGUACGCCUCGAUUUUGCCGGCGCACUUCUCCAACCUAAACCCGUCCUUCGACGAGCACCUGCGUGGCCAGGAGCAGACCGUCCUCACCUACCUCUUCUACUACGCCACGGCGCAUGUGCUCAACGCGACCCUGCCCUGCAUCCAGGCCAUCGCCGUCAACAGCUUCGUCGGCACGUCCUGGGAGCUUUUCGAGUUCGACGACCCCGCCAACCUCAUCCGCGUGUUCCGCCUCGUGCAGAGCCCGGACCUCCAGCUCGUCGCCAUCUACUUGAUCCGCACCGCCUGCUUCUUCCGCUGCCGCAACUCCUACUACCAGAACCACCUCGGCCCGCUGCGCAUCGGCCCGCUUCUCGACGACGACGGCCCGCUCUCGCUCCAUGACAAAUACACCAAGCUGCUGGCCAUGAAGGAAGCCGGCGUCAUGGACGAGCUGCCCGUCAAGUCUUUUGCGCUCCAGAAGGGCCAGUUCUUCAAGCGCUGGAACUACCCGAACACCAGCCGCCUCAAGCCCAAGCGGGGGAGCAAGGUUUCGCUCAACAAGAUCGCCAACCGUCUUCCUACCGACGCCGAUCUUGUUGCCGACUUCCUCACGGCAAACAACGGCUUCUUUACACACGAUUACGACCCUGCUUCGGACCUCGCCGGUGGCCACACCCUGGCCCAGGGCGCCACCUUCAUCGACGGCUUUGAGAUGAAGACCCUGUGGAAGCUCGAGGUGUAUAUCCGCAUCAACAAUCUCUGA